Messenger RNA from Leopardus geoffroyi (Geoffroy's cat), 1140 nucleotides. It is a transcript of the gene ANKRD7, whose product is annotated as ankyrin repeat domain 7. Gene Ontology annotation, molecular function: protein binding. NCBI's taxonomy places the organism in Eukaryota, Metazoa, Chordata, Mammalia, Carnivora, Felidae. The record is from RefSeq and is a predicted model, not a curated record. Bases 169 to 1050 code for a protein of 293 amino acids. The transcript is spliced from 7 exons.
CUGUCACUGGUUCACUUCCUGUCUCUGGCUAGCUUGGACUCCUGGAGUGGGGUGAAGACCUGCCCAGACGCACCCUCAAGCCAGGGGGUCUAGGCCCCAGGGGCAGGUCGGGGGUUAGGAGUGACCGGGACAUCCUGGUCCAGCUAAAGGACUGUCUCCUUUGCCACCAUGAAGAAGCUUCUCACCUUCUGGAAAAGGAAGGAUGAGCCUCAAGGCCCCUCCUCGCACCUGCCUGUGGCCCCGGCCAGUACCCACCACCCCGCCCAGCCAGGCUACAACCUUCGAGAUAAAGAUUUAAAGAAACUUCACAAAGCUGCCUCGGUCGGGGAUUUGGAGAAGGUGAAGGAGUACCUUCAGCUCAAGAAACGUGAUGUGAAUGUACGGGACAGACAGUACAGAACCCCUUUGCACCUGGCCUGUGCCAAUGGAUAUUCAAAUAUUGUAUCUCUCUUAAUUGAGAAACAGUGUGAAAUAAAUGUCUGCGAUGGUGAAAAAAGAUCUCCAUUGACUAAGGCAGUACAGUGUGCAAAGGAAGACUGUGCUACUAUUCUUCUGGAGCAUGGUGCAUACCCAAAUCUGGUAGAUUUCGAUGGCAAUACUGCUCUCCAUUAUGCCGUCUGUGGCCACAGUGUCUCAUUAGUUGAAAAAUUGCUUGAACACAAAGCUAAUCUUGAAUAUCAAAAUAAGGAUGGGUAUACUCCACUUUUACUUGCCGUUACUGAAAAUAAUGCAGAAAUGGUAGAAUAUCUUCUGAAGAAAGGGGCAGAUGUGAAUGCUUCAGAUAAGAAUCAAAGAACAGCCCUUAUGAUUGCUCUAAGUGAUGAACCAACAAAUUUAGUCAGUCUUCUUCUUCAGCAAGAAGUGAACCUAUCUUCCCAAGAUAUUUAUGGAUUCACAGCUGAGGACUAUGCUUCUUUUAAUGGUUUUACUGUAUAUUAUCAAUUAAUUGCCAAUUAUGGAAAGGGGAAGAAAGUUAAACAGGUAUCUAACUCUAAAGAUACAAUCUUGGACACUUCAUUUGAUACAGAAGAACUGAAGGAAGACAUGUAACCUCAUUUCUACAAAUCCUUUGCUGCUGCCUUGAAUUAGAAAAUCAUUUUGAAAGAACAACUAAAUGAACUGUCACAGCAUUUCACUGAC